GCUCCUGGUCGGCCGCAGCUCUAGGGUUCUCCUCCCGCGCUGCCCAGGGACAUGUAGCACGCUCUAGGCGCACACUCUACCUCACGCUCACAGAGACAAACACACGCACAGACCUGCUGGUGACUCAAGAGUUCUCAGCUCGAGGCGUCGGACAUGCUGAAACCCGGAGAUCCCGGCGGCUCGGCCUUCCUCAAAGUGGACCCAGCUUACCUGCAGCACUGGCAACAACUCUUCCCGCACAGCGGCGGCCCGCUCAAGGGUGGCGGCGCCGUGGGCCCCCUGGGAGCUCCACAGCCGCUCCAGCCCCCGCCACCCCCGCCGCUGCCUGCGGAGCGCGCCGAGCCCCCGCCGGACAGUCUGCGCCCGCGGCCCGCCUCACUUUCCUCUGCCUCCUCCACCUCGGCCUCCUCCUCCACCUCGGCCUCCUCCGCCUCAUCCUGCGCCGCCGCCGCCGCUGCCGCGCUGGCGGGUCUCUCGGCCCUGCCGGUGGCGCAGCUGCCGGUGUUCGCGCCCCUCGCCGCCGCCGCCGUCUCUGCGGAGCCGUUGCCGGCCAAGGACCUGUGCCUCGGAGCCGCCUCCGGCCCGGGCCCCGCCAAGUGCGGCGGCGGCGGUGGGGAUGGCCGGGGCGUCCCGCGCUUCCGCUGCAGCGCGGAAGAGCUGGACUAUUACCUGUACGGCCAGCAGCGCAUGGAGAUCAUCCCACUCAACCAGCACACCAGCGACCCCAACAACCGCUGCGACAUGUGCGCGGACAACCGCAACGGCGAGUGCCCCAUGCACGGGCCGCUGCACUCGCUGCGCCGGCUGGUGGGCACCAGUAGCGCUGCGGCCGCCGCGCCCCCGCCGGAGCUGCCGGAGUGGCUGCGGGACCUGCCGCGGGAGGUGUGCCUGUGCACCAGCACCGUGCCCGGCCUGGCCUACGGCAUCUGCGCAGCACAGAGGAUCCAGCAGGGCACCUGGAUCGGGCCCUUCCAGGGCGUGCUCCUGCCCCCGGAGAAGGUGCAAGCGGGCGCCGUGAGGAACACGCAGCAUCUGUGGGAGAUAUAUGACCAAGAUGGGACACUACAGCACUUUAUUGAUGGUGGGGAACCUAGUAAGUCGAGCUGGAUGAGGUAUAUCCGAUGUGCAAGGCACUGCGGAGAACAGAAUCUAACAGUAGUUCAGUACAGGUCGAAUAUAUUCUACCGAGCCUGUAUAGAUAUUCCCAGGGGUACCGAGCUUCUGGUGUGGUACAAUGACAGCUAUACGUCUUUCUUUGGGAUCCCUUUACAAUGCAUUGCCCAGGAUGAAAACUUAAAUGUCCCUUCCACGGUAAUGGAAGCCAUGUGCAGACAAGAUGCCCUGCAGCCCUUCAACAAGAGCAGCAAACUCUCCCCAGCCACCCAGCAGCGCUCCAUCGUUUUCCCACAGACGCCGUGCAGCAGGAACUUCUCUCUCCUGGAUAAGUCUGGGCCCAUUGAAUCAGGAUUCAGCCAAAUCAACGUGAAAAACCAGCGAGUCCUUGCGAGCCCAACUUCCACAAGCCAGCUCCACUCGGAGUUCAGUGACUGGCAUCUUUGGAAAUGCGGGCAGUGCUUUAAGACUUUCACCCAGAGGAUCCUGUUACAGAUGCACGUGUGCACUCAGAACCCGGACAGAAACUCCCAACAGUCCCAUUGGGGGUGCUCCAGGAAAGGACCCUACCAGUGCGGUCACUGCUCCCAGUCCUUUUCCCAACCUUCAGAGCUGAGGAACCACGUGGUCACUCACUCCAGUGACCGGCCUUUCAAGUGCGGCUACUGUGGCCGCGCCUUCGCUGGGGCCACUACCCUCAACAACCACAUCCGAACCCACACUGGAGAGAAGCCCUUCAAGUGCGAGAGGUGUGAGAGGAGCUUCACGCAGGCCACCCAGCUGAGCCGGCACCAGCGGAUGCCCAAUGAGUGCAAGCCAAUCACCGAGAGCCCAGAAUCAAUCGAAGUGGAUUAACUGAUUGACUGGUUGGAAUUAAACUGCAAGGAAAGUCAUGAUUAAAUGUCACGGACACUUAAGCAAAACCAAAGAUUUCCUCCAAGCAACUUUCAAUCAGUCCCAGAAAACCAAAAGCAGUAAUAAAAUAAGUAAGAUGUUAAGAGAGAUUGAUCCUGGCGUGGAAGUCAGACCAGGAAAGAGAUUAUUUAUUUAUGACUAGGGAUGAGACUUAUUUCAGUGGACAGCUAGCCUGGGAUGGCUCACAUUUCCAGUCUCACCAAGAAUUUGCUUUGUUUCUAAAAAGCUUUUUUAAACUGUUAUUUAAUACGAAAGGGUGGAAUCGCUUGGGUUCUCCUUCUGCCCACAGUUGUGACUAAGAAUGCACAGGGACUCGUUUCUCGUUGCACCUUUUUUUAGUAGCAUGAUUCAAGGGGAUCCAUUGUGCAGCCCUUCUUUCUGCUGUUUCAGUUCGGCCUGGCCUGAUGCUGGCUGCCCCAGAGGGGACCUGGAAGCAGAAGCGGCAGCCCCGGCUCGGUUGGUGCUGUCUCCAGCCCAGGAGGAAGUCCAGCUCUGUGCUUUCCACGCUCACUUCUCAUGCACUUUUCACAGCGGCUCCUUUCAUCCACAGCGUGGUCUUGAGGCAGGAGAGCCCAGAAAAGGAAGAAAGUGGCCUAAACAUCAAAAUUUGAGGGGGAAAAAAUGGGGGACUUACUGUGUCGUCAGGAUUUCAAAAACCUUUAAAAUAUGUGGAGCUUCAUAAUUCAGUAUAUUGUCCCGAAGCAGCUAGUUGAGAAAAUUUUGUUUUCAAUAACAUUUUAGCUUAA
This is a messenger RNA of Choloepus didactylus (southern two-toed sloth), 2774 nucleotides long. RefSeq names its product PR/SET domain 6 (gene PRDM6). Lineage: Eukaryota; Metazoa; Chordata; Mammalia; Pilosa; Megalonychidae. The transcript has 9 exons. The record is from RefSeq and is a predicted model, not a curated record. Gene Ontology annotation, cellular component: nucleus. Gene Ontology annotation, molecular function: histone methyltransferase activity; protein binding. Bases 154 to 1968 code for a protein of 604 amino acids.